GCGGCGGCGGCGAAUGUGGCGGUGGGGACAACGGUGACGGCGGUCAUCACCGACACAAGACGACGUGGCGAUAAUUUAGCGGUCAAUCGACAGGCGAUUGUUACAAAAAUAAAUUUGAAAACACGGAGAAAAGAUGGUCAUGAUGGCUGGCAUGGACGACCACGAGAGAAAAGUGGUUUUGGAAUUCUGCCACCUGCUCGAAAAGAGCAAGCAGCUGUUCAAUGGUUUACGCGACCUACCCCAGUACGGUCACAAGCAGUGGCAAGCCUACUUUGGACGUACAUUCGAUAUAUACACGAAAUUAUGGAAAUUUCAGCAACAGCACAGGGCUAUAUUGGACACCAAGUACGGGCUGAAAAGAUGGCAAAUCGGGGAGAUUGCGAGCAAGAUAGGCCAGCUGUACUACCACUAUUAUUUACGGACAAGCGAAACGUCGUAUCUUCACGAAGCUUAUUCGUUCUACGCUGCGAUACGAGGCCGAGCUUAUUACAGCCGCGCAGCGAAAGAGGACCGUAGCGAUCUGAUGGUAAAGAAAUUGCGUUAUUACGCACGGUUCAUCGUGGUAUGCCUGCUCUUGAACAAAAUGAAGCUGGUGAGAGAGUUGGUGCAGGAGCUGGAUGCCCAAAUAGCCGACUACGCGAGCACGUACGAACCGGAGGAUCAGGUAGAAUGGAAUCUCGUUCUCGACGAGAUAAAGGGUUUCGUUAAGGCCGAGUCGGCGGUAAGCGUGUUGCAUUCCGACUCGAAUCCGGUUGUUUUGACACACCGAUUGGGCCCGGUAACGUCGCCGCCGAUCGAGCGCUCGCCACCAAUGUGCCUCACCCUUCAGGAGAUUCUGAUCGUCGGUAAUUGCGCCGAACAGGUAAAGUUCAGCGAAUUAUCGGUAGACAUGUUUCGAAUGCUCCAGACGUUGGAGCGGGAGCCGCGCGACGAUCCGAGCCAUCUCCACGAUGCAUCGCCAGCCGGUAGAUUACCCUUCAGGCCGGGACCUUAUCCACCGGAGAACGGAAUGCCGCGUCGUGAUAAUCCGCACAAGUAUCUACUGUACAAGCCUACCUACAGCCAGGUUCAGGUAUUUUUAGCGAGCGGCUUCAAGGAAUUGCCGGCUAACGGUGCACUUUUGCUCUAUCUAUCGGCCGACGGAUGCUUCUCCACGGUCAAACAUCCCGAAGAGAUGGGUUACGACCUCGGUGGCGUCACAACCAGCAGUAAACGCGAUCCCGAACACGGAAAGAGGCCUACCGGUGGAAAGGAGCCUCACUGUCUCUAUCCGGGGGAUCUUUAUCCAUUCACAAGGAAACCGCUGUUCGUCGUCGUCGACUCGGACAACAGUUACGUCUUUCAGCAAAUACCCCGAUACUUUGGUCAACCGCUUAUGGUACUCAUGUCACCCCAGGAGACACCCUCAACCUUGAGGGAUCUGCGACACGGUGGUAGCCUCUUCACCCUAUUCUUACACGCCCCACUCGCCGCCUUUUGCCUUAUAUGUAACGUCGGUAGCUUAGCCGUUCAUCAUUGGGAUCGUUGCCAGAGCUACGUCGAACGUUUUCUCGUCGAGGCGAGUCGCCUCGUUCUACGUUCCAGAUGCGAAAGCAGCAUACUUCAGUUCUUCGGUGACGAUUUUCUCAGGUUGCUACUGGUACGCUACGUAUUUUGCGACGUCGUACUUCACCUCCACCGCUCUUUUCGGGGUCGUCAUCAGCGUCCCUGUUGCCAUCCGCCAUUACCGGAAGCCGAAGUAUUACAGCAUCCGGCGUUACACCACAUCGUGCUCGAUCUUGCCGCAUCUAUUGACGCGCGUGAUCAUUUUUCCGAAAGCAACGAGCUAGCCUGACCCCGGCAUCAAACCCGGCAGGACCACCGCGAUAACGUUAAAUCCCCGUUAACGAGUUAUCACCAUCACGAUUACGAUUACGGCAAUUACAAUUACAAUAAAAACGUUACAUUGAGACCUCAUUAAAA
Messenger RNA from Venturia canescens, 1962 nucleotides. Its product is annotated as protein SCAI. The record is from RefSeq and is a predicted model, not a curated record. Gene Ontology annotation, molecular function: transcription corepressor activity. NCBI's taxonomy places the organism in Eukaryota, Metazoa, Arthropoda, Insecta, Hymenoptera, Ichneumonidae. Bases 134 to 1834 code for a protein of 566 amino acids. The transcript is spliced from 4 exons. Gene Ontology annotation, biological process: DNA-templated transcription. Gene Ontology annotation, cellular component: nucleus.